UGCCGUGCGCAGUGCAUUGUGGGAUAGGCCCCGCCAGCGUUGAUUAGCGGCUGCGUGGCUCCUCCUCUUCCUUUUCGAGAGCUGCGAGUCGGACACGAUGGGUCACCAGCAGCUUUACUGGAGCCACCCUAGGAAAUUCGGCCAAGGAUCCCGCUCCUGCCGUGUGUGCUCAAACAGGCAUGGAUUGAUCCGUAAAUAUGGCCUAAACAUGUGCCGUCAGUGCUUCAGGCAGUAUGCAAAGGACAUCGGCUUUGUCAAGUUGGACUAAAUGUUUUGGUCGCCAGAAGAAAAUAAACACCUCACUAUCCAUGGAGACGCAAGCAUGGUUUGCUGGCAACAGAAGUUUUCUGACUACAACUUUUGUACAUAAAUAAAACAAUUGGCGUCAUCAUACACUUAACAAGAA
Spea bombifrons (plains spadefoot toad) is the source of this 406-nucleotide messenger RNA. It is a transcript of the gene RPS29, whose product is annotated as ribosomal protein S29. Lineage: Eukaryota; Metazoa; Chordata; Amphibia; Anura; Pelobatidae. Gene Ontology annotation, molecular function: zinc ion binding; structural constituent of ribosome. Bases 98 to 268 code for a protein of 56 amino acids. Gene Ontology annotation, cellular component: cytosolic small ribosomal subunit; ribosome. The record is from RefSeq and is a predicted model, not a curated record. Gene Ontology annotation, biological process: translation. The transcript has 3 exons.